This is a messenger RNA of Diabrotica virgifera virgifera (western corn rootworm), 874 nucleotides long. RefSeq lists its product as uncharacterized. Bases 254 to 874 code for a protein of 206 amino acids. NCBI's taxonomy places the organism in Eukaryota, Metazoa, Arthropoda, Insecta, Coleoptera, Chrysomelidae. The record is from RefSeq and is a predicted model, not a curated record. The transcript has 2 exons.
CUGGGGCCCGUUUCACAAAACUACAAGUGUUGUUAGUAACAAUUGUUAAUAUUCAGCACUUGUAAUCACAAGUUGUUAAUAACUAGCGUUUCACAAAAAAAAUAUUUAACUUGUUCGUUACAUGUGUAAAUUUGUCAGCAACAAGUGUACUUCACGCAUGUUAGUUACAAGUUUGUAAAUAAACAUAACCUUAAAAUAGUUUUGUUGACAAUUUACUAGUUAAACGUCAGUCGUUAUUUAUAAUUCUGUGACAAUGUCGAAAAGCGUCUUAAAUGGUACUAAAAUUAUGAUUUUAAAAGAGAUUAGAGAUAAGAAAGCAAUUCUUUUCGGCAGCUUUUCCGACAAAUUAACAAAAAAAGACAAAAUAGAAUGUUGGAAAACUGUGCACCAAAAAUCCACCAGUUUAGGGCUUGUGCCUCCAAAUAAGGAUUGGACUUACAGCCGUGAUGUAUUUUGGCAAAAUUUAAAGAAAACAACAAUGAAGAAAGUUGAUAACAGGAGGAAAACUGGUUCAGGUGGAGGCACAGAUUCUAAAUUUACAGAAAUGGACAAUGUAGUUCUCGACAUUCUUGGGCCGGAUAAUCCAAUUCUGUGUAGUCUCGGCAUUUCCGAAACUUGGGAGCAAGAUCCUGAGAACGUUGAACAAGAAAUAGAAAAUUCAAACCAUUUGCAAGGUCACGGUGCAACAAACAAAAUUAAAAACACUAAUGUGUUUAUUUCUACUGGGAGCAGCAGUGUACCUACUGCAUCUUUUGCAAAAAGGAAAAAGUCGAAAAUAUGUAAUGAAAAUGGCCCAAUUGACGAAGCACUAAUCUUCGAAAGAAGAAAAAAUUACAACACCAAAUUGAAAUCCUUGCAAAAGAAAGUUAUCUAA